AUGGAAACUGAUGAGUUAGGUAAUGAUUUGGUUCGGUUAGAUAAUGGAUUUCUUGUUGACGAAGAGACCUACGUUGUGAACUCUGAUGAUGUUUUGGAACAAGAAGAAAACAAUUCAGAUUCUAACUGUGGAGGCAAAAAUGUACCUUUAAGAGAACAAGAUAGGUUCUUGCCUAUUGCAAACAUUGCUAAAAUUAUGAAAAGGGCAAUUCCUGAAAAUGGAAAGAUAGCAAAAGAUGCAAGGGAAUGUGUACAAGAAUGUAUAUCUGAGUUUAUAUCAUUUAUAACUAGUGAAGCUAGUGAUCGUUGUCAAAUGGAAAAGCGAAAAACAAUUAAUGGAGAAGAUGUCUUGUUUGCAAUGAAUGCCUUAGGUUUUGAUAAUUAUGUGGAUCCCUUAAAAAUUUACCUUAAGAAAUAUAGAGAGAUUGUUCUUUCACCGGUAACAAUUAAUAAGAUGAGCAAAACCUAUGUUCUAUAUGGAAGUGAUGGAGCACCCUGUGUCCCAACGGAGAAUGACAGUGAAACAACAAAUGAGACAGUGAUAUAUGCAUACCCAAAAGUCAUUGGCGAUUUU
Messenger RNA from Iphiclides podalirius (scarce swallowtail), 573 nucleotides. The record is from the annotation of a GenBank genome assembly. NCBI's taxonomy places the organism in Eukaryota, Metazoa, Arthropoda, Insecta, Lepidoptera, Papilionidae.